Tripterygium wilfordii is the source of this 2960-nucleotide messenger RNA. RefSeq names its product F-box/LRR-repeat protein At5g63520-like. NCBI's taxonomy places the organism in Eukaryota, Viridiplantae, Streptophyta, Magnoliopsida, Celastrales, Celastraceae. The record is from RefSeq and is a predicted model, not a curated record. Gene Ontology annotation, biological process: positive regulation of proteasomal ubiquitin-dependent protein catabolic process; protein polyubiquitination. The coding region runs from base 74 to 1675 and encodes 533 amino acids. Gene Ontology annotation, molecular function: protein binding. The transcript has 10 exons.
UUUAUAAUUCAAGAGUCUUGUGUGGUAUUUUCUACAAACACAUUCUGGGCAUCAGUUUGCGAGCUUCGUUCCAAUGGACAAUCCAUCUUCGCCAUCGAAGAACAAUGAAGCGAAGAAAACGCCGAAGUUGCCGACGAAAGGGAUCGCUCUGAUGAACGAGGACCUUCUGCAGAACGUACUGUAUAGGCUGCCCGCUGUAUCCUUUGCAUCGGCAGCGUGCGUUAGCAAAUCCUGGAACCAACUCUGCAAUCGAAUCCUCUCUCGCCCCAAACUGGCAUCUGCUCUCUCUAUGAACCCCUCUAAACAAGUUGCCUUACAAGAGGUUAUUGACAAGGUUCUCUGCGAGCCUCUUCGUCCCGACUUUGCCAUUGCAAAUGUUGACAGAGGAUUUGACUUGGCAGAGACUCUCCAAAUUCUUGUAGAAAAGCUGGGAUCCCAAACUCCCAUUGUUCUAUCACGUGUCAGUGGAAUCAUUGGAAGAGAUGCCACUACUGGUGAAUUUAGAGAGGUCACUUGCGACGAAGAUGAAGAAAAUGAACCUGUGAAUUCUUGCAUCCUUUUGACUAUAGGCUUUGUACCAGGUUUAAAAGUCGAUGCUAUCCCUUUGUUACGACCAAGGAAGGCACCUCAAGCAGCAAUGAUUGACAACUUUGUGGUGGAUAUUAGGAAUUACACAACCUCCAUUUCAGGUUGUGCCACGCCUGUUGGGAUUAUAAUGUUCGGAGAUGCACGCAUUGACCAGAAAGUAAUCAUUGAAAAGUUGGACUACGCCAUGCCUGCGGAAACUGUCAUUGUGGGUCAAGAGAGAGGUCAUUUUGUAUUUAGAAAUGGUAGUGGUUCAAUAAAUGUGUGCAGAAGUACAAACUACAAUGUUGGUGCUGUUGCCCUAGUCUUUGCAAGGGAUAGAAACAAACCUCACGGUAUUGGCAACAUUCAGUUCCAUGUGGCAUUGUCGAAUGGUGUUUCACCAAUAGGACCGAGCUAUAGGGCUGUAUCUGUGAGAUCAAACAGCUCCAGUAACGGUACAUGGCUCACUGCCAGAAGAGAAGGACAACAAGUAACCCUUGAUGGCCAAACAAUUCUAGAUGAUAUCAACAAUGCGUUGGAAAAUCGUAUUGGGCGUCCAGAACUUUAUGUUGGGGUUGUGAGACGAAGAAAAUGCUCCAUUGGAUUAGAGAAGCCAAGGUCGCUAACAUCAUUGGCAUUCCAUGGAGUUGUGGGUGGAGAUGAGGAAUACCUUUAUGCCGAUGGUGUUGGCAUCAAAACUGGUGAUUACUUGCAAUUUUACCAGUCAGAUCCCAACAUUGCAUUAUCUUCAAUCGGUAAUGUGACUGAAAGCCUCAGAAGUUUGAAGCUUGAAUGGAGUUCUAAGAAUUGCAUUCAUGUGGAUAGUGGUGGUAGUAAUGUUGCUAAGAACGAAGUUGUUGGUGGUUUUAUAUUUGCUUGCUGUGGCCGUAGUGCAUCAUUUUACGGGCAUGUGAAUGUUGAGAGCUCUCCAUUCUUAGAGAACUUUCCUGGGGUUCCAUUAGCUGGAGUGUUUUGUUGUGGAGAAAUUUUGCGCGGUUCCUCAACUUUGACUGGCCAAGAAGGCCAUCAUGAGAGUUCCACCCCUUGCUGUCUACAUAUAUAUAGUACAGUUUAUCUGAUGAUGUCAUAUAAUUCAGCGCCUCAAUAGUUACCCGUCAAUUCUGUUUAAGAUGGAGCAGAUCUAGUUGAAGGUUUUAGUUUUAGCUUCUGCUUUGUGAUAAUACGUUUAUCAUUUGCAUAAGCAGGUAUUCUGUCAAGGCAAACAUUAGAUGACCUUAGAAAAAACUUCUGCAGGAACUAAAUAGUUGUGGCAGUCUUGAUAAGAAAUUCUUGUACCUUCUCCCAGAAUUAGAUAUUCGUGACCGGUAGCUGAUGAAGGGGCAUGCAUAUAACUCAGUUUUCUACUUCUGAAUACUACUUUCAUAUUAGUUUUCGCUUGUGUAUUUGUCUAUCGAACAAAAGUGUGAUGCAAUAAAUUAAAUUACGUACGUGUUUUCAUUCUUUCAUGUUUGUCCUUGAAGUUAAAAUGUUAGGUGCUUUGAGCAGACCUCUUUGGUGAUGCAAAGAAAGCUUGGGCAUCUGCUCGCAAGAUGCUAUUUCCAGAAUCUGCUACUUCAUAUUGCUGGUUCACAGCAUCUCUAUCGGCGCAAGAACUCUUGAUGGCAGCAGUGUGUACAAAAUGGUAGAGGUGCCCUAAACAAGGUGUGUUGUUCUGCUUCUGCAUCCAAAGGUAACUUGAUUUGCAAAAUGAUUGAGUAAGCACAUGCGUAUGACUAGAGUUUCAUCUUGUCUUGUUCUUCUUAGAGAUUAUAAGAAUCAUUGCUAGUAGUAUCAUAAGAAAAGACUAAAGUAGAAGGAGAAGAAGAGGAAUCAUUAUAGCUGAAAUGUAAAUCAGUGUGAUAUUGGCACGGCUCAAUCAAAUGAAACGACCCAAUAUAUCCUUUGGGAGAUUUGAUUUGAUUGAGCCAUUCCAACAUCUCCACUUCCUUUGAACUUACCCAGAGACAGGAUGAUCAACAAAGCAGGGAAUUGAUCAAAACAUUUACCCCAUAUGAGUCUGAAACUUGUAGACAAGCAAGCUUUAUUCAGGAGCUGUGGUGAUUGAUCAUGUAAACAACAAAUAGCCUGCGAGUGGUGGAACAAAGUGUAAGAGAAAGAAGAAAGUAGAAGAAAUGGACAAGGGAUUGGCAAGAAAAUAGAAUGGUUCAGAAAAAAAAGGGUUGAGAUGUCAGUGUCUUUGCUCGAUUUAGAAGUUUGAAAAUUGAUUUAAAAUUAAUUAUGGGGGGUCGUCCAUACGCUUGGUGGUUGAUGACAUUGGCCAACUGCACGCAGAAAGGGUCCUUUCCCUCGCUUGUACUUUCUUAUGUUUAAUGUUAUUGUCUACAACAGCUUACUAAUUGACUAAUAAUACAAGCAUAAAAAGGUUAAAUGUU